UUCUUGACAGGGAGAGAGGCAAUUCUGAUCAGGUUUAAAGCUGUGGAAGCAAAGACAAAGAAAUAUGAAUUUGGGAAAAAAAUCCAGAGGAAGAAGGUGAAUUAUUUUGUCUACACCAACAGAAUUCUGUAUCAGAAGUCCUUACUAAAAAAAUGCAGUGAAUCCUCAAUAAAGUCACCAGGAUUGGAACAAAGACCCUUGCAGAAGUGCUGCAGCGUGGCCACCACAGCUCACUUGUCCUGUCCAACAUGGGAUAGGAAAUCUGCUCCGUGGUUCUCAGCAGCUCCAAUCUUCUCUCUUUUUGAGAAGCCUUUUAAAUCUGAUUAAUGAAUUUAAUGGCUAUUUGUUAAAGUCUAUUUGGUUAAUACAUAGAACUGGUCCUGAAGAUCAGGAUGAAAAGAACCUGAUUUAUAGUUAUUGAUCACUUCCAGAAAAAGUCUUUCUGUUCUUCUAAAGACAAACAGAGAGGCAAAUUGAGGGAGAAGAUGAAUUUAAUGCCUGGAGCUCUUUGAGAUAAGGUAGUCAUAUACACAACUAUUUGUAGGCUUAAGCCCUGUUGUAGUUACAGUUAUAAAUACUUAUCUGAGUGGUUUCAGUGAAUGCAGUGUGGUUUCUAAUGUGUUUGUAUAUUGGUUUCUGAGUGUAAAGGUGGGACUUGAUCCUGAAAAUGGUUGUGCAUUGUACAGCUUGAUUCUGCAUGAUGCAAAUGGCUCUGUUGUCAAUUUGAAACUAUUCAGGGCAGUAAAGGAGUUUGCAAAGCUUCGUCAAAUUAAUGCCCAAGCUGCCAGAACCAAAAAUAAUUAAAGGAAAAGUUAAUCAAAUAUGGAAACUGAAAAUUGGCAGAUUACUUAGUAGAAGUUUCUAAUAUUCUAUGCUUUCAGUAAAUGUAGACAAUUCUUUAAACAGGACCAAUGAACAUAGUUUCUUUAUCAAUAUUGGUUUUUCUUUCCUUUGGAUAUUGUUACACUGAGGAAAAGUAAAUAUCUCUUGGAUAUAUGUGUUCUUACUAUUAUGUGGUUAAUAAUUACUGGCAAAAAAUCAUCUCCAGUGGUGCUUCAGAAACUAAAUAAGAUUAUCAUAAUCUGCAAAAUCAGCAUACCUUUUUCACCAGACCCUAAAGAUGAUGAGAGUUAAUGACGACUUGAUGUGUAUGGUACUUCCUCCUUUAUUUAAUUUCUUUUGCAGCAUUGCAGAAGUCUGUGUAAGCGGGUCCCAUUCCUCUUCAGUGGAGAUGCACCUGAUAUUAACAUUAUCACUGGAGAUAUCUUUUAGUCAUCCCACAGUCCGUAGUCCAUCAGUAGCCUUCUGCCUCUGCCACUGAUCUCAUUCAAAUGGAUGAGAAACAUGAUGAAAGCAAGUGUUUAGUUUCUGCUAUUUAGUGGUUUUCUUUCUAGUAAAGUAAAACUACAGAAGUCAGCAACUCUAAACGGAACUGAGAGAUGUGUAAUUGGUUUAGGAAAGCAGCACCAAAUUCCUAUUAAAAAAAAAAAAAAGGACCUGGGUGUUUUAAUCUCAAGGAAAUGAUAGGUCCAUAUCUGAAUUUUGAUCUCAAUAAAUAGACUCUGAUCUGUAAGAGUUUGUCUCUUACUGAAAUGCCACCACUGUGUGCAGACAGGCUAUCUCUGUAUCUUCUGUGCUCCCUGCUCCUGCUCCAACCAUUCUGUGUCCCCCAGUCUGUGGUGAUUUCCAGGAGUUACAAUUUUGGGUUGCACCGCUGUGAUACAGCAGCCAGCCCUUCAGCCUGCUUUGCCACAGCAGUAUCCAGAUGCCCAUGUUUGGUCUGUAUGCUGGGUUAGAGAUGCUUUAGAAAUGGGAAUAUACAGGUCAAUGCAUUGUAACUGCAGGGUGACUGGAAAACCAUUAUUUUUAUAUAGGGUUGAUUUAAUUAGCCAGCCACUUAGAGAAAACAUUUUUGGCUAACAGCUUGGUUUCCUUAAAAUGCAGAAUAAGGAAUGACUUAAAAUAUGCUGCUUUAUUACUGUAAACCAUACAUAUUUGGUUUUCCUUGUAAAAAGUGCCCAUCCAAGCUGAAUAAAAAAAGAAAUAAAAAAAAAGCCAGAGGGUUGGUUUGGGGGGCGGUACUUGGCCGGGAAUGUGCCCAGGUGUGAGUGAGGGCAGGAGCCACAGGUGCACUCCUCCUGGUGAGGGCGUCUGCCAGUCUCAGGUGAGCAAAGGCUUCCCACUGUGAAACGAAACCAGUACAAACCAGGAAACAAAAAUUCAACCUGUCCACGUCAGACUGCUGAGGAAGCAGGCAGGUCAGUUUGGUUAAUCAUUGCCAAGACAGACAUUCACCACUGAUCGUAUGACCAGACCACAUCUGAGAUAAGAAAACAACCAUCCUGAGCAGAAGGAAUUGAAAAACCUCCCUUAUUUACAUGUUCUUGCUUCAUUGUUUUGCUGUAACAGAAGAGGCUGCUCACUUUGCUGUUGUUCUCAGAGCUCAGCCCAGCACAGCCGUUGUGUUGCUUUCCUGUUCUGAAGAGGAAGUAAAAAAUUCCCUGCACACGUGUGCUGGCACUUGAAUGCUAGGUUUCACUCCCUAAUUGGGAGCCGUCUGUAAUGAGCUCUCCCUGGGACUCAGAGAGGAGCUUCCAGCUGUGCCAAGAGCUGUUUCAUUUUGUGCCAAAGGAGAAGGGGGAGAAGAAAUCCACAAAAAGCUAAGAUGUGGAUGGUGCAAAAAUUGGUCUAAGAGUCUCACAACCAGGAAAAGCAGAAGAAAAGCAGAAGCAGAGUAAGCAACAAAGAAUCAGGAUGGGAAACUUCUGCCAGAAGCACUGUCCCUGUUUGGAGCCUUACCUUCCCUGCUUAUUCUUUGGGACAAACUGUGAGCAGGAAGACAAAGGAGGCCAGAUCUUCACCAACCUUGCUGUGGUAAAACCUGACCUCCAAGCAGGACAGAAGGACUUAGAGAGUAAGAUAAAAGAGAAACCUUUACCUCCAUUGCCUGGCCAGGAUCUAGCAAACAUCUGCAACUUUGUGGCACUGUUUGACUACGAUGCUCGCACUGAGGACGACUUGAGCUUCCGAGCUGGGGAUAAGCUGGAAGUGCUGAAUGCAUCCCAUGAGGGAUGGUGGUAUGCCAAGCUCCUCCUGCCAGAGGGGUCAGUCUGUCCUGGCCGCAAGCUCACGGGCUACAUCCCUGCCAACUACAUAGCUGCUGACCAGAGCAUUGAAGCUGAGCCGUGGUUCUUUGGCCCCAUCAAACGAGCAGAUGCCGAGAGACAACUGUUGUACCCUGGAAACCAGGAAGGAACCUUCCUAAUCCGAGAAAGUGAAAGUCUAAAAGGCGAAUACUCACUCUCAGUUUUUGACGGUACAUCUGUGAAGCACUACAGGAUCAAAAAGACGGAUGGAAGCUUUUUCCUGAGCAAAAGGAAAACUUUCAAAACUCUGAAUCAGUUGGUUGACUAUUAUAGCAAGGACAGUGAUGGCCUCUGUGUGUUGCUCAGACAGCCAUGCCUAAAGAUACAAACUCCUGCUACUUUUGAUUUGUCUUACAAAACUGUUGAUCACUGGGAGAUAGACCGACGAUCUCUGAAACUGGUGAAAAAGUUAGGAUCUGGUCAGUUUGGUGAAGUAUGGGAAGGACUGUGGAAUAAUACCAUCCCUGUGGCAAUCAAAACAUUAAAACCAGGUUCAAUGGAUCCAAAAGACUUUCUGAGGGAAGCACAAAUAAUGAAGAACUUGAGACAUCCAAAGCUUAUACAACUUUACGCUGUCUGCACUUUGGAGGACCCAAUUUUUAUUAUUACCGAGCUGAUGAGAUAUGGAAGUCUUCUAGAUUACCUUAAAAAUGAUGGGGGCUCUCAAAUCUCCCUGACACAUCAAGUAGACAUGGCUGCUCAGGUGGCUUCUGGCAUGGCAUACCUUGAAUCUCAGAACUACAUCCAUCGGGAUCUGGCAGCCAGGAAUGUUCUUGUUGGUGAACACAAUGUUUACAAAGUGGCAGACUUUGGACUUGCAAGAGUUUUUAAGGUAGAAAAUGAAAAAGUAUAUGAAGCUAGGACUGAAACAAAACUCCCAGUGAAAUGGACAGCCCCGGAGGCAAUCCGCUACAACAGAUUCAGCAUUAAAUCAGAUGUCUGGUCAUUUGGGAUACUUCUCUUUGAAAUAGUCACCUAUGGGCAGAUGCCUUAUCAUGGUGUGCCAGGAUACCAGGUGAUCCAGAUGCUGGACGAUGGGUACAGACUUCCUCAGCCGGACACGUGCCCAGCGCCACUCUACAAGAUGAUGCUGCAGUGCUGGAGCGCGGAGGCGGAAGAGCGGCCCACCUUUGAGGUCCUCAGCAAGCAGCUGGAGGGCUACUUCAACACUGAGCCCUAUUCGUUUGCCUAGGCCCAGGCCAUGGGACACAAACCCUCAGGAUACUCCUGAAGGACAUGUCCAAGCCAACAUGGCUAAUGGAGACUGUGGAGUCAGCCUAUCCCCAGGUGUGGCCAUUAUUUGGGGGUGCUGAAGAUUCCUGGUACAUUUCAUCCCAUCCUUGAUCUUCAAAGACUCUUAAAAUUUUUGCUGCUGGCAAAUGUUUGCAAGAUAAAGCAUCAUAAAGCUGUAGGGUGGGUGUUUCUAAAAAAUAAAGAGUCUUCUAUUUAUUUUAAAAUGACAAGUUGCAAGAACAAACAAAUGAAAUGAGUCUAGCUAAGUAACUAUUGUAGCUUUUUGUCAUUUCUUUAUUGGAAUAAUUAUUUACUGUUAGAUUUUUCAUUCUAAUUAGUUUGUUCUCGUGAGGGAAUGUGAUGGCUCUACACAGCAGGAUCUGUGCUCCCAGAGUCCUUUCAUUGUAAAAAAUAAUAAAAGUAAUCCUGUGACUGUGAUGGCUCUGAUUUGGCAGAAUCCAAAUUAAUUGCCUUGCUUAGAAUUGAAAUACAUUUCUUUUGCUAUAUCUGAAAAUAAAGACCUAUUCAUGGGAAAAAAGGAAUUAUUUUGUUU
Cyanistes caeruleus (blue tit) is the source of this 4932-nucleotide messenger RNA. RefSeq names its product fyn related Src family tyrosine kinase (gene FRK). Gene Ontology annotation, biological process: protein phosphorylation. Gene Ontology annotation, molecular function: protein tyrosine kinase activity; protein binding; ATP binding. NCBI's taxonomy places the organism in Eukaryota, Metazoa, Chordata, Aves, Passeriformes, Paridae. The record is from RefSeq and is a predicted model, not a curated record.